AUGAGUAAAGCUAGAAGAUUCCUAUCAAAAUCACAAGCUCUGCCAAUUGCACCUCCUCAAUUAGAUCCUCUCAGCUCACCUGAAACAAAACCGCAAUCUAGCCACAGAAUUUCAAUAAAGAGAAGUAACCAUAUUCCAAGCUUGUUGGAUGUUGCUGAAAAAAAGGAUAAAAAAAGGCAGGAUGCAAAGCAGGAUGUAAAGCAGGACGCAAAGCUUGGUGUAAAGCAAGAUGGAAAGCAGGAUGGAAAGCUUGGUGUAAAGCAGGACCCAAAGCGUGAUGUAAGUCAUGAUGCAAAAUCUGUUUCAUCGCUGAGAUCCGUUUCAUCGGUGAAAUCCGUUUCAUCGUUGAAAUCUGCUACAUCGGUAAAGACAGAUGCAAAAUCUGUGUCAACCUUGAAACCGACAGACAAAGAUGUUGAUUCAAAAUUGGCAAAGGAUACUAAUGGUGUAGCAAGAGUCAAUUCCACAAAAACAUUAGUUCCUGAGGAGAAAGUGGAGGAGAAGGACAAUGAGAAGGAGAAGGAGAAGGCGAAGGUGGUGGAUUUCUACACUCCUUUACAGGAAAUAUCAUCUGGAGUUCAAAGAGUAACUGAUGGAUUCAAAUCUGGCAAAACUCAUUCUCUCCAAUUUAGAUUGAACCAGUUGAGAAACUUGUAUUUUGCCGUGAAAGCAAAUGAAUCAAAACUUAUCGAGGCUUUGCAGAAGGAUUUUUACAGAACUCCUUCUGAGACUAAAAAUUAUGAGUUUGGUACUGGAUUAACCGAGUUGGUGUUUGUCAUGUCUAAUCUACACAAAUGGAUAAAGCCAGAAAAAGUCGAAGACAAGCCACUUAAUUUGAUCACAAAUAACGUUUACAUUGAAAGAAUACCUGUUGGUGUUGUGCUCGUGAUUGCAGCCUUCAAUUAUCCACUUUUUGUUACAAUUUCUCCAAUUGUAGGGGCAAUUGCCGCAGGUAACGCUGUUGUAUUGAAACAGUCGGAACUCACUCCAAAUUUCACCAGAUUGUUUUCUGGGAUAUUGACAAAAGCUUUGGAUAAAGAUAUCUUUUUUGCAGUUAAUGGUGCUAUUCCCGAAACAAAUGAACUUUUGAAUCAAAAAUUUGACAAAAUUGUGUUUACAGGUAGUAACACCGUAGGAAAGAUUGUUGCCACGAAAGCAGCGGAAACUUUAACGCCCGUUAUUUUGGAAUUGGGUGGUAAGUCUCCAGCAAUUAUUUUGGAUGACGUCAAUGAUAAAGACUUGUACAUCGUUGCACGUAGGAUUGCAUGGGGCCGUUUUGCUAAUGCCGGUCAAACAUGUAUUGGAGUUGAUUAUGUAUUGGUGCCAACCAAAUUGCACUAUAAGUUUACCGCUAUCCUAAAGAAGGUUAUUAACGAAGAAUUUUACCCUGGUUUAACUAAAAAUGAUCCUAAUUUUACUCAUAUUAUCCAUGAACGUGCUUUCAACAACUUGUCUAAAAUAAUUGCAGAUUCCAAAGGUAAAACUGUUGUUGGAGGUGAUGCGGAUGCCGUUACUAGAUUCAUUCCACCAACGGUGAUUGACGAUGUUAUGUGGACAGAUUCAACAAUGCAGCAAGAGAUAUUUGGUCCAAUUUUGCCAAUAAUUGAGUAUGACUCAUUAUCAGAUGCGAUUUCCAAAGUUACAGAACACCACGAUACUCCAUUAGCGCAGUAUAUUUUUACAAGCGGUCCAACUUCACCAACAUGCAAUAAACAAGUGAAACAAAUUCUCACAAAUAUUAGAUCUGGAGGUGCUAUUAUCAACGAUGUAUUGAUGCAUAUCUCGUUGCACAAUGCCCCUUUUGGGGGAGUGGGAAGCUCAGGAUAUGGUGCAUACCAUGGUAAAGUUUCCUUCUGCCUGUUUUCACACGAAAGAACAACAAUUGAACAGCAUUUGUGGAAUGAUUUUAUGCUCAAUGCAAGGUACCCACCACAUUCGAAUAAAAAGGAUAAUUUGAUUGAAACUUCCCAGGUUUCUUACAACGGUAAAGUUUGGUUUGGAAGAACGGGAGAUGUUAAAAUCAACGGACCAACUACGACAUUUGCUGUAUGGAACACUGCUCUUGGCCUAGCUCGACUUGUACGUGAUUUUGUUGGUGCAUCUAUGUAA
Lodderomyces oxycetoniae is the source of this 2109-nucleotide messenger RNA. RefSeq lists its product as uncharacterized. The record is from RefSeq and is a predicted model, not a curated record. Lineage: Eukaryota; Fungi; Ascomycota; Pichiomycetes; Serinales; Debaryomycetaceae. Gene Ontology annotation, biological process: aldehyde metabolic process. Gene Ontology annotation, cellular component: cytoplasm. Bases 1 to 2109 code for a protein of 702 amino acids. The transcript has a single exon. Gene Ontology annotation, molecular function: aldehyde dehydrogenase (NAD+) activity.